Molecule: messenger RNA, 1037 nt
Organism: Thamnophis elegans (Western terrestrial garter snake)
Lineage: Eukaryota; Metazoa; Chordata; Lepidosauria; Squamata; Natricidae
Gene: PACRG
Product: parkin coregulated
Exons: 6
Coding region: 107-862 (251 amino acids)
Cellular component (GO): vesicle; neuron projection; cytosol
Molecular function (GO): Hsp90 protein binding; Hsp70 protein binding
Source: RefSeq, a predicted model, not a curated record
GGCGCUCUGAAACCCUGAUCUGUUCACAUUCGAACUGCAAAAGCCAAACUUGAGGAUCUACGCUCCCUGCAGGCCGGCCAGACGCAGCCAGCAGCCUCCGGAGAAGAUGGUGGCGGAAAAAGAGGGUGUAAGCCCCCCCAAACUGAGACCCCAGCAGCUGCAGGAGCCGCUGCGACACGCAAGAAGAACCAAGAAGCAGGUCAGCGAUGGAUUCACCAUCAAAGCAAUGAUGAAAAAUACCGUGGUGAAGGGUCCUCCAGCUGCAGGAGCGUUUAAAGAAAGACCAACAAAGCCCACAGCAUUUCGCAAGUUUUAUGAACGAGGUGACUUCCCAAUUGCCCUUGAGCAUGAUACAAGAGGAAACAAAAUAGCCUGGAAGGUGGAGAUUGAAAAAUUGGACUACCACCACUAUUUGCCACUGUUUUUUGAUGGAUUGUGUGAAAUGCAAUUUCCUUAUGAGUUUUUUGCUCGGCAAGGCAUCCAUGACAUGUUGGAGCAUGGUGGGAAUAAGAUCCUUCCUGUCAUUCCUCAGCUCAUUAUUCCAAUAAAAAAUGCGCUGAACCUUCGAAACCGACAGGUCAUCUGCAUCACGCUCAAAGUCCUUCAGCACCUGGUGGUGUCAGCUGAUAUGGUGGGGGAAGCUUUAGUGCCCUAUUAUCGUCAGAUUCUCCCUAUUUUAAACAUCUUUAAGAAUAAGAAUGUGAACUCUGGCGAUGGCAUUGACUACAGCCAGCAGAAGCGAGAAAAUAUUGGAGACUUGAUUCAAGAGACACUGGAAGCUUUUGAGCGCUAUGGUGGUGAAGAUGCUUACAUAAACAUAAAAUACAUGGUCCCAACUUAUCAGUCAUGCCUGUUAAAUUAACAAGAAUGAUGCCACGAGCACUUUCCAGCUCAGUCUAAUGUUUUGGUACUCAUUCCACACCCCCACACCCCCCCAACAUACUAAAAAAGCAGCUUCUGGGACCUUAAACUCUUUAGCUCUUCAGUACAAAUGUGAGCCUGUCUUUCCAAUGCAUAAAUAGUGCCUGUUUCUUGGA